Messenger RNA from Fusarium vanettenii 77-13-4, 2781 nucleotides. RefSeq lists its product as uncharacterized. Gene Ontology annotation, biological process: protein dephosphorylation. Gene Ontology annotation, molecular function: protein tyrosine phosphatase activity. The record is from RefSeq and is a predicted model, not a curated record. NCBI's taxonomy places the organism in Eukaryota, Fungi, Ascomycota, Sordariomycetes, Hypocreales, Nectriaceae. Bases 1 to 2781 code for a protein of 926 amino acids. The transcript has 3 exons.
AUGAAAACACCUGCUCGUCAUUCUCCCGUCGCCUCUGGUGUCCCGAAUUCUCACUCACGAUCAAAUUCGUACACAAUCUCGCAUCCUCAGUCGCUGCGAUCCAAGCAGACAAAAUCCUCGACCCCCCUCCAGUCUCCACGAAUGCCCUACUCGGUGGGCCAGAACCACCCCCCCAAGCUCUCACCGCGCGUCGUUCCAGAUGCGAGAGCACCUAGUCCUAAUUACUUUGGCCUCAUUGUCGAGUCGGCAAAUGAGCGAGGAGACUCUUCCUCUGGUCUCCCUAAGGAUACCUGGAGCCCAUCAUCCUCAGUAAAGUCUUUCGCCGCAGCCAUUCCAAAGCAGGUUCCUCUUGACGCAAACCCUGAAUUCGAGGCUUUCAAGAGACAGGCGGACCUUAACCGGGGCAAAUCCUUUGCUCUGUCAACUAACCAUUACGCCGGUCCCUCCGUGUCAUCGUCCGGAGUUGCCCCCGUGCGACCUCGACCUCCGCGAUGGCACACUCAUGGAAGCGAAACCGGCGCAGAGUCUCCAUUUGGUCGCGGCCUCAGUGCUGCCAGCAUUCGACCCGCGAGUCGAAUGGAUGUUGAUCAGGAAAGCCUACAGGACUCAGCAUAUGUUUCGUCCGACUCGAAACGCAACUCGGAAUCGUCUCUGCAUAACCAUCUUCCCACUCUUAAUCUACCUCGAUUCGAAUCGCCACGUCCAAUGGAUCCCUCACAGCACCGUACGAAUUUAACUCGAUCAGAGGACCGCGAUCCGCGGUUGUCAGUAAUGGAACAUCGGGUCGAACCCCCCGAUGCUCGAGAUAUUCGACGUUCCGAGACGGUGCCUGCCACUCUGGAGCCAGGACAGCCUCACAUGAUUACUGGUGCGCAGCUCAAGGAUAUGCUUCGAACUGUUCAGGAGGACCGGCUCCUUAUUCUCGAUCUUCGUUCAUCGCAAAACUUCGCCCAUGCUAGAAUCCAGGGUGCUCUUAACCUCUGUAUCCCGACCACCCUUCUCAAGCGGGCUACCUUUAACAUUCAGAAGCUCCAGCAGACAUUCCAGGGAGGAUCCGAGUCAAGUAAAUUCUCCAGGUGGAGAGAAAUGGACUAUAUCGUGGUCUACGAUGCUCACUCAUCUGACAAGCGGGAUGCCGUCACUGCCCAGAACAUGAUCAAGAAGUUCACCAACGAGGGAUUCUCUGGUGGUACCUGUAUUCUCAAGGGCGGGUUCAACUCCUUCCAGGAAUAUUACCCGGAUUUUGUUGACCAUCAAUGCGCGACUGGUUCCCCUGGAAAGCCUGGUCAUGGAGGUAUUGCUCCUGUCAUUGGCGGAGUGAUGCUUCCCACCUCGACCAACGAUGUCAACCCCUUCUUCGCCAAUAUUCGACAAAACAUGGACCUGGCAGACGGUGUUGGUCAACUCGAUGUCUCUCGACCUUCUGCUCUGGACUCGCCUUCUCUGCCUAGAUGGCUACGAGAUGCGGCGUCCAAGCCCGAUCACGGAAAGAAGGUCUCUGACAAAUUUCUGCACAUCGAGGUCGACGAACAGUCUCGUAUGAAGGCGGCAUAUGCUGCUUUCAACCCUAGCAACAAGGAGAAGCGCGCACCAGUUCAGCUAUGCGGUGUUGAGAAGGGUGGCAAAAACCGAUACAAGGACAUUCUACCCUUUGAGCACGCCCGAGUUAAGCUUCAGGAGAAGCCAGAAGGCUCCUGCGAUUACAUCAACGCCAGCCAUCUCAGGGCUUCGCGGAGUAACAAGCGGUACAUUGCCACCCAGGGCCCGCUCCCUGCUACAUUCGAGGACUUUUGGUCUGUUAUCUGGGAGCAGGAUGUGCGUGUCGUGGUCAUGUUGACUGCCGAGUCAGAGGGAGGCCAGCUUAAGUGCCACCCCUACUGGAAGGGCAGAGACUUUGGAGCCAUCAGGCUCAAGCCGCUUUCUGAGAAGAAGGUAUCCCUUGAUAUUGAUAAGCAUAGAUCCGAGUCGCACGCUACUCCAUCUGCCUCGAUGGGCGAGCAGGGAAGAAGACGCGCAAACACGACAACAACGUUGGAGUCCGCCACGCCGACACCGAAGCCCCUGCAGGGCCAAACAGAAACCCCGUACGUCAUUGUUCGAAAGUUUGCCCUGUCGCACAGCGCCCAUCCUUUCGAGCCGAUUCGGGAGAUCACGCAUCUUCACUUCCCAUCGUGGCCCGACUUUGGCACUCCCGCGCAGCCAUCUCACCUGUUGGCGCUUGUUGAGCUGGCCAAUGUCAUGCAACGGUCCGCUCUUCCCAUCGAAACGCAAUCGGUGAUGGGAUCCAAGUCAUCACCGAUCGAACUGCCCAUCACCUGGUACGAUGAGCCUGAGCUGGAUGCGCGCGCCCGACCGAUGCUCGUUCACUGCUCGGCCGGAUGUGGACGCACGGGCACGUUUUGCACGGUGGACAGCGUAAUCGACAUGUUGAAACGCCAGAGACAAGCCAAGAUUGCGGCAGUGCGAGGACGAGACCCAGAGGGUGACGUUUCCAUGGGAGAGACAGGAGAUGUGUCUCCUCGAUCUGUUAGAAACUUUAACUUUUACACACCCGGUCAAAGGUCCAACAUGGAGAGGAGAGUGGCACGUGGCGCCUCAGCCAUUGACAUAAGCUGGCUGUACGACGACAGCGUGGAUCUGAUUCAGAAGACGGUGGAGGAUUUCCGAGAGCAGAGACUGAGCAUGGUACAGAGUCUGAGACAAUACGUGCUCUGCUACGAGACCGUGCUUGAGUGGGUGACGAGGAUGAAUGAGCGAGGAGCGACGGCAUCAGGAGCAUAA